This is a messenger RNA of Frieseomelitta varia, 1040 nucleotides long. Its product is annotated as enoyl-CoA delta isomerase 1, mitochondrial-like. The transcript is spliced from 6 exons. The record is from RefSeq and is a predicted model, not a curated record. Gene Ontology annotation, molecular function: enoyl-CoA hydratase activity. Gene Ontology annotation, biological process: fatty acid beta-oxidation. Bases 188 to 1030 code for a protein of 280 amino acids. Lineage: Eukaryota; Metazoa; Arthropoda; Insecta; Hymenoptera; Apidae. Gene Ontology annotation, cellular component: mitochondrion.
CAGUCCGGUCCGUUCCGUUCUGACAAGUGUAUUUCUUUUUUUAAAUCAUUUUUUAUAAUCAUGUCAUUUGGCAUUUUUAAAUCAUCUCGUAGAGUGAUACAGUAAAACAACGUUAUCGCUUACUUGAUCGUUAUCACACAUUUUAUAUGUAUAAUUAAUACAUAAUUAAAUCCAAAUUUGAUUAAAUAUGCUUGCUGCAAGGACAAUUUUGAAUUUAUUUAGAGGAACGCAAAUUUCUCUAUUCCAAACAUAUGCUACAAAUACAAAAUUAGUCGAAAUUACAAAAGAUAACACAGAUAUUGCUAUAAUUUCAAUGGCACAUCCACCUGUAAAUAGUUUAAACAAAGAAUUAUUAAAUACUUUAAACAUGUCCUUAAUGGAUGUACAGAAAGAGAAAUAUCGAGGUAUUAUAUUAACAUCAUCAUUACCAAAUGUAUUUUCAGCAGGACUUGACAUAAAAGAAAUGUAUAAUCGGACUGAAAAACAACUAACUGAAUAUUGGCAAACAUUGCAGGAUACAUGGUUAACUUUAUAUAAUUUGAAGAUACCAGUAGCUGCUGCAAUCAAUGGCGCCUGUCCUGCUGGUGGAUGUUUAUUAGCAAUGUCCUGCGAAUACAGAGUUUUAGUUGAAGGAAAACAUACUAUAGGAUUAAAUGAAACACGAUUAGGAAUUAUUGCUCCUGAAUGGUUUAGAAGUCUUUAUGUUGACAUGAUAGGUUAUAGAAGAGCUGAAAUAGCACUGUUAAAAGGAACUCUGUUUCAUCCAACAGAAGCAUUGGAAAUUGGACUUGUAGACGAAUUAGCUUCUGAUAAAGCAAAUGCAAUCAAAAAGUGUAAAGAUUAUAUUGAAAGUUUUAAACUUAUACCGCGCAAAGGUAGACAAUCAACAAAAAUGGAAUUAAGAAAACGUAAUUCGCUAUGGUUAAAAGAAAACAGAGCCAUGGAUCUUAAUCAAUUUGUAACAUUUUCUCAGUUACCAGAGGUACAAGCUGGUCUAAAAUCAUAUAUCGAAAGUUUAAAGAAAAAGUAAAAAACUUUAA